UGGAAAUGAUUGUCACAUGACGUCGAAGUCCUUCCAAGCCGUCAGAGGUUUUUUGAGGUAUUAAAGAAUAACAAGAACAAUGGAAUUUGGAACUUUCAUAAAAGAAGCAAAAGAAUAUUAUGAAAGACUGGACAGUUUAAGCGAUCCCAGAACAAAAGAUUGGCUGCUUGUAUCGUCGUUAGCCAAUCCAUUACUUGCCUCUCUGAUUUAUCUACUUGUGGUGAAUGUUGGUCCACGCUUUAUGGAGAAAAGACAACCUUUUCAAAUAAAAUCAUUGAUGGUGAUUUACAAUUUUGGAGCGACAGCAUUAAAUUUGUACUGUUUUACGAAGAUAUUGAAGUGCUCAUGGAAAGCUGGCUAUAAUUAUGUUUGCCAAAAAGUUGUUAUCUCGAAGGAGCCGGAACACUUAGGAAUUGCAAAUGCUAUUUGGUGGCAUUACAUUUCAAAAUAUUUGGAAAUGUUAGAUACGAUAUUUUUCAUUCUUCGUAAAAAAGACAACCAGAUCACCUAUCUUCAUGUUUAUCAUCACACAUCCAUCGUGGCACUUUGGUGGAUUGGAAUUAAAUGGGUUCCCGGUGGAUCAUCUUUCGUUGGCGCCAUGAUCAACUCAUGUGUUCACGUGGUUAUGUAUUCAUAUUAUGGCUUGAGUGUGUUUCCUUCACUUCGUGGCUAUUUAUGGUGGAAACGUUACCUUACUCAAUUUCAGUUGGUUCAAUUCUUAUGCCUAUUUCUGCAAGCUGUGUUGGCCCUUCGCGAGGACUGUGGAUUUCCUCGAUGGAUGGCUUAUGCUUUGAUCACAUAUAUGAUGUCAAUGAUUCUUUUAUUUGGAAAUUUUUAUCUGAAAACGUACCUAAAGACAAGACUGAAACUAUCGAACGGCGAAAAUGGAAAAGUUCAAAAUGGAAAAGUUCAAAAUGGAAAAUUAUUGAAAGGGGAUUAGAAAACACACCAAAAAAUAUACAGGCUCAAUACAAUGGCUAUUGGAUACACUUGAUUAUACAGUAUACACAGUAGGUUAUUGUGCUAAUUACCAUUUCAAAAUAGUGUCUUUUAAAAACUUAGGACUUUGCUGAGGAAAUUUGAGUGUCCUUUUUGAUCUUUUGUCACAUUAACUAUGAGCCAAUUGCCGAAAAAGUGGAAUCAUGUAAGGACUUGAUCAAUAUAGGCUAUUCUUAUGUUCUUUAAAAAGAUCUUUACUCUAAUCAACGUGAUCCAUGUGGUAAAAUAGUUAAGGUGAUAUGUUAAAAACAACUAUUUGAUGAAAGCCUUGAAAAUGAAAUUCUAGGCAAUUAACUAUUUUCAAAUUUGAAACAUUGUAAAAUGUCUCAUUCUAAUGAUCGCUGAAAGUGGUCGUUAUUCCAAAAUAUCUUGCAAAACGCUGUAGCUUUUUCAGAAAAUACCAUACCAUUAGAAAAUCUACAAUGAUUGCUUUCCACCGA
Molecule: messenger RNA, 1439 nt
Organism: Xenia sp. Carnegie-2017
Lineage: Eukaryota; Metazoa; Cnidaria; Anthozoa; Malacalcyonacea; Xeniidae
Product: elongation of very long chain fatty acids protein 4-like
Exons: 9
Coding region: 80-940 (286 amino acids)
Biological process (GO): very long-chain fatty acid biosynthetic process; fatty acid elongation, polyunsaturated fatty acid; sphingolipid biosynthetic process
Cellular component (GO): endoplasmic reticulum membrane
Molecular function (GO): fatty acid elongase activity
Source: RefSeq, a predicted model, not a curated record